Molecule: messenger RNA, 581 nt
Organism: Tachyglossus aculeatus (Australian echidna)
Lineage: Eukaryota; Metazoa; Chordata; Mammalia; Monotremata; Tachyglossidae
Gene: GCHFR
Product: GTP cyclohydrolase I feedback regulator
Exons: 3
Coding region: 67-321 (84 amino acids)
Biological process (GO): negative regulation of biosynthetic process
Cellular component (GO): cytoplasm; nucleus
Molecular function (GO): GTP cyclohydrolase binding
Source: RefSeq, a predicted model, not a curated record
UGGGCCCUCGGGCCGGGCCCUUGGAGGGGGGGCUCCUAGUCGGGGUCCGCCUGGCAGCUCGGGACGAUGCCCUACCUGCUCAUCAGCACCCAGACCCGCAUGGAGGAGGGUCCCACGAUGGUGGGGGACGAGCAGUCGGACCCCCAGCUGAUGCUGUGCCUGGGAGCCACCAAGAGGAACACGCUUGGGAACCAUUUCUGGGAGUACUUUGUCAACGACCCGCCCCGUGUGGUCCUGGACAAGCUGGAGGGUCAGGGCUUCCGUGUGGUCAGCAUGACGGGGGUGGGCCAGACCCUGGUGUGGUGCCUGCACAAGGAAUAGCCCCCCUCCGCCGCCGCCGCCGCCACGGGGGAGCAGCUUGGGCCUCCCCUGACCUGGGGUUGCCCACCCCAUCCCUCGUUCCUCCCCGGGCCCUCUUCCUCCUCCUCCUCUUGACCCACUGCUGGCCCCUGAUGCCCAGAUGGCUGUCCCAGGCGAGGGGGGCGGCUGAGCGGGCCCCUAAAGCCCAGGCCCCGUGCAAAAUGUUAACCAGCCCCGUACCCGUCCAGACUUCAGGUCAAUAAAGAGCUGCGGUGCCAUCA